Messenger RNA from Vicia villosa (hairy vetch), 3145 nucleotides. RefSeq lists its product as uncharacterized. The transcript has a single exon. Bases 285 to 2897 code for a protein of 870 amino acids. NCBI's taxonomy places the organism in Eukaryota, Viridiplantae, Streptophyta, Magnoliopsida, Fabales, Fabaceae. The record is from RefSeq and is a predicted model, not a curated record.
GUUAAACAAAUGAGUGAGAGAUAAAUUAAGUUAGAAUAUUAAUUUAGUAAGUCUUUUAUUUUUAGUGUUAUUGGGCUUCCUUUGUAUUUGGGUUUUUAAGUUUAUUAUCCAUUGGAAGCAUUAUAUAUUGUAGUCUCAUUGAGACAUUAGAAGCAAUCAAAUGAAAAAGUAUUUUUAUUUCCUUUAAUUCUAUUUUGUUAUUUUAGUGUUCUUCCUCUUUCUAGCUAAAACCCUAGAUUAUAGUUUUGAUAGGAAUUGCUUCCUAUCAAUUGGUGCUUUCAUCCAUGUACUCAAAUCCUCCUAUGGAUUACCCACCUUCAUAUCAUCCAUGGAGUAUUCCUCCUACCUAUCCCACAAACCUCUCUUUUACAUCUCCUACCACAUCUUCAUUUCCAUCUUUCCCGUGGGAACUUUUUACAUCUUAUUACACUCAUGGUUCAUCAUCCCCAAAAUUGUAUUUGAAUCACGGAUAUUCACCACAUCAACAAUUAGCCACAACAAUUUCAGUAUCUCACCCACACCACAUAAUAGAACAACAAACGCUCAACACUUCCACAAAUAUGGAUAGUUCCUACCUAGAAGCCACAUAUCCAUUUCCCCGUCUAGAAACUAAGUACCAAAGUCAUUACCCAGAAAUUUCACCACUCAACAUUAUUCAUACACAAAUCAUGCUUCUAGAUCCAUUGAAAUUCACAACCAAUUUCAGCUUAAAUUUAUCAAGACAUGAAGCUAAUGAGCGGUCUAUGGGUGACGUUGUAGCAGUGAAAGAUCCAGAGGCAACACCCAAUCAUGAAUAUUCAUGGAUUCAUUAUAAUCUUCGACCACAAAGGGCUCAAAAAUCUCUGAAAUCACCAACGGCGACCGCAUAUUCGAAACAAGGUCAGUUGUCUGUGUUGAGGAUCGCCUCCUUAUUGUCUGUUAAGAUUGACAAACAUAAAAGAGGAAAAAGAAGGAUUAACAUAAAAGAAAAAAGAGUUUCCAAACCAAAAUCUCCGGCGACAAUUCUGGCCUCUUCUCCAGCAAAAUUUAUGACGCCGAUGGCAUUUCCGGCACUAACCCCGCCAUCGUUUCUGACACUUUUUCAGACAAAUUCUUCGAUAAUAUCUCCAGAAACAGUUCAGCUGUCUUCUUCGACAACAUCAACAACAACUCAAGUGUCACUUCCGAUGUCGUCGACUCUGGCAAAACAAUCAGAUCCAAAACCACCAGACAUAAUUUUAUCUUCGGAUCUGUCGUUAUCAUUCACAAACCCAUUUUGGCAACUAUUAGAUUUGAAACAUCCUACGCUGAAACCACCGCCUCAGUUCAAAGAUGGAGUGUUUCAUGAUGAUGCUGAUUUUGCAAUUUCGCCAAAACCACUAGAUCCUACUUUUGACAUCAACAAUUCCAUCACUCAUCCACAAUUUCCUCCCGAGCCUGUUUCUGUAGAUAUCAAUGAUAAUCCCUUUGAGUCGUGGGAGAUUCCUGUAUCUCUUAAGGAUGUUUUAUGGCUUCAAAAAUUUUCUGCUAACAAUGUUAAUGUUAAGGGUAAGUUACCGGAGAUUGAGUUGCUUAAAGAAUGGAAACAAUAUUUGAAGGACAUGAAGAAUUGGAUUCGUGCCACCCCUGCUGAAAUAACCCAAACCGCAGAUCCUCCGCCAAAGACGUCACUGCUUGUAUUGUGUUUGUUUGAACCACUCAUUCAUUAUCACACAAGGAAGAGAAAUAUGAAGGUAAUCGUUUUCCAAAUAGAUACCGAAAUUGCUACUUUGUUGCAUGAUUUUAAAUUUUGCAAAAAUUGUUUUCUGUUCAGUACAAUUUGGCCUAAACUUGUUUUUCUAGCCAUUGAUGGUCUGUGUGUGUUUCCAUAUGAGAAUGAUAUUGGUAGUUCUUGCGGUGUUUAUCUAUAUCUACAUAUGUAUUACUAUACUUUCGGAGGAAUAUACUACGCAUAUCAUGUUUCAAAUUAUGGGAAGGAGCUCAAUGUUGCCACUGCUGAAUUUUGUUUUUGGGCCAGGAGAGAUAGCAUCUGUGCUCAUUUUGAUCCAUGUUAUUUCAAGCGAUCUCUUAUGUUUCAGCAUGUUAUAACAGAUAUGUUGAUUUAUAAGAAUUUGAGGCAUGUAUCACUUGCAAAAUAUUGGAUUAAUGAAAAACAUAAUUGGAGAUUUGGCAUACUUACUUAUCGUGCUUUUAGAAGAUCACAAAACUUUGCAUAUACACUUAAAGAGUUUGUUGUGGGUGUUCACUCAUUUAUUAUUGGAAAGCAUAUUUGCACUACAUUUAUUGCUACUAAAUUUGAUAAUGAUGAGAUCCACCUAGUUGUGUUGUCAACCAAAAAUCAAGAUAUGGAAAUUUGGGAUAUCUUACAAGCAUUAGCUAAUGAGUAUUUGCACAGGAGUCUCCACUGUUUUAUGAGCUUUGGGUUACUCGGUGCUUACACAACAUCACGUACUCACGAUAAUGCUUCAUGUUUGAUAUUUUGGGAAAGACACAUCAAAAAACUCUCAGAAUCUAUUCAAAUUCUCUCUAAUUCUCCACCACAACUUCCAUUUAAAUCUCAUAAUGCUGCAAGUUUGCAGCCAUUCUCACCGAAUUUGCUUGGUUGGCAACUUGCAUUGAAGAUGCUUGUUAAUGAAUCAUUGGAGAAAGUCUUGCCAAUUGCAUUGAAACAAGUGGUUGAUUAUGAGGAGCUGAUCAUCAACGUAUGCGAGACUGUGCAUGAGGAUAAUAUGAAUAAACUUUUUGAUGUGCAUGUGCAUAUUGAAACUUAUGUUCCUCCUCAAUUCGGUAUUCGCGGAAAUGGCAAACAUUUGGUUGUUGGGGGCUAUGGGAGGAAUGUUGCUGCUUCUAAAUAUUCAAAUUGGUGUCUUAUUUCUAAGAAGAAGAACUCAGUUCAACAUGUGAUGCAAGCUGUUUAGAUGGAGAAGCACACAUACUACACUUGUAAUUCAGAGUAAUUUUAGAACCUUGAGGACAAGGUUCAAUGUGAACCGUGCGACAAUGAUAGAGAGUAAAAUUGGAGUUAAACAAAUGAGUGAGAGAUAAAUUAAGUUAGAAUAUUAAUUUAGUAAGUCUUUUAUUUUUAGUGUUAUUGGGCCUCCUUUGUAUUUGAGUUUUUAAGUUUAUUAUCCAUUGGAAGCAUUAUAUAUUGUAGUCUCAUUGAGAC